ACGUUAUUAAUUCAAUCAGACGUGCACCUGCUAGGAAAUGUGUCGUUAUUGAAAAAGAAGAGUCUGGCGUUAUGCAAAGAACGACGUCAGAUCAGUCAAAGAAAAAAGACAACCUUAGGGUGAACGGAAAUGUUUAAUGUGGUCUCUCAACCUGACUCGACACUUCCGUUGUUACCGAGAAACAUGGCGGAUAAGCGGCGCUCGGGAGUGAUGUCUGACUCAAAACCAGCAACCAAAGCAGAGACGGACCAAGAAUUCUUAUCUCAGGCAGGCGUAGGGGUUUUACUUCGAGGUGCGUUGCUUAAACUCGUAGAAGCUAGAUCGGAAGAUCCUAUUGGUUUCCUAGCCGAACACUUCAGCAAUUUAGCAUCCGAAACGGACAACGGUCCGGUCGGAGUCGGUGAUGGAGAGCAUCACUGCAAUGUCCUAGAGCAGCAGCAGCUAAGCCGAGCCUUAUGGCACAUCGGUUUAGCGCAUCAUUCGCAAAGAUCAGCAUUCAAUAGCAACACACGUGUAGCCUAUGACCUCCUCAUGCAGAAUGGGCCUCGUCGCCGUGGUGCUGGUGGUGUCAAAGGUCGCGUGUACACGGAGCUGCUCCGUGGCUUAUGCAGUGAGGGUGGCCUGUCCGUCACCGCCUCUGCCCCUCUCCUGCAGCGCAUCCACUGCCACGACCACGAGGCCGUGCCCUUUGAGCUCUUCCGGCAGGGCGUGCUGACCUGCGCCGUGUUCACCGACUACAUCCGCAAGUCCCAGUGCCUGUACGCAGCCGUCAGCAGCUCUCCCGAGCGGGCCGCCGACCGGGCGUUGUGUCAGGCCGUGCUGGGGACCCUCCAGGAGGCCCUGGAGACCACCUCGGCCUGGGCCGACGUGGCCCACUACCUGGAGGCCAGCAUGAAGAUCUCACCUGGCAAGCUGGCUCAGGCCAUGGCAGAGGCCCAGGGGCCCGACAGAGCUGGGACAGGCUCCACCAUGGACGCGCAGGAGUUUGAGGACACCGCUGCCAAGCUCUUCCUGGCCAGAGUACGCAUUGUGUCUUAGAGAGUGGACAUCAUUACUUCUCUGAGACACAAAGACUUGCAGCAAGACUUGUAGUGAAAAAGUUGUGGCAUGAUGUAGCACUGCACAAUGUAAGAGACUGCAGGGUAUGGUCUCAAAGAUAAGAAUCUGUUCUGUGCAAUCAAUAUGCAUUUACCUCACAAACACAUGUUUUGUAAACACUGUGUAGGAUGUGAGUUAAUAAUAUAUUUAGGUCUAAACCAUUUACUGAUGUCAGCUUGAUAAAAAGUAUUUAGACUAGGCCUAGAUAACAACUUUAGUAUCUCACAGAUUGUAUGUUACACUGUUCCUGAGUGUGACCUUCCACUGUUUGAUACAACUGGAACUUGAUACUGUGAGAAGGGUGCUUGAACGCAGAACACCCAAGCCAGGAGGUUAAGCAGGGAUCCAGUUGAGGAGAGCAGACUAUCCUGCGAUGGGUCUUAGCAUGCAAUAUUUGAACUUUUUCCAAACCCACUUGGCUCCAAGAGCCUUAUUCUUGUGCUUGUUUGAGAUAAGACUCAGUUGGCUAGGUCGUACAUGACUCAGAUCAGCUUACGCAGAUAUUCAUACACGGAUAUGAAACGGAAAGGUCAUUUUAUGCCUGUUUUAGGGUCUUGGUUUCAGUAAAUGUAUUGUGAUGAUAUUUAUUUUGUUUGUCAAAUUUAUUUUUCAGAAAGCUACAUCAUCAAAAUAUUAUUUCUACUUAGAUGUAAAAAGGUAUUUAUCACCUGAUAUUAAUCAAUAAAUUCAUUAUUUCUUAUGUGUAACAAGAAUCUCAAUAUCUCUGGAAAAGUUUAUUGUCUACAGAAGAUCAAUUUGCACUUUUCUUCUAAAUUGUGCAGUGCUCUCUAAGCCAUUAGUUGAGUGCAGAGCAAAAACUUGAGAUAUCCAGCAGAGGUCACCAUGUAGCAGAAGUAUGAGAGUUAAUAUUCUCAAAAGAGGAAGUGCUUGCAGUGCCUGAGCUGUGGUCUCAGCCACCCAUGUUUCUUCAUGUUUGAUUGCAAUCAUUUAGUUGAAACAGCACUGGUAGCUUUUUUGACAGUGUAAAGGUUUCACCCUUAACCCUUAUGAAAGCGCAAUAUGUCAAGUGUUGGUAAUGAGAGAGAGAAAAUACACAUAU
Sardina pilchardus (European sardine) is the source of this 2158-nucleotide messenger RNA. It is a transcript of the gene tpgs1, whose product is annotated as tubulin polyglutamylase complex subunit 1. The transcript has 2 exons. Gene Ontology annotation, biological process: protein polyglutamylation. The record is from RefSeq and is a predicted model, not a curated record. Gene Ontology annotation, molecular function: microtubule binding. NCBI's taxonomy places the organism in Eukaryota, Metazoa, Chordata, Actinopteri, Clupeiformes, Clupeidae. The coding region runs from base 130 to 1038 and encodes 302 amino acids.